AUGCGUUCCUCCCACAUCCCGCACACGCUCCGCGCCAGCACAUGCGCCGCCGUUCUCCUGUUCGCCUGCACAUCCUGCGUGUCCGCCCAAUCCCCCACCUCCUCCUCCACCACAACAACAACGUCCCACUCCACCACCACCCCGUCCCCCUCCGACCACAUCGACCCCAACUCCAUCUCCACCGGCAACAGCGGCCUCUCCAACGGCGCCGUCGCCGCCCUCAGCGCCUGCGGCGGCUUCGUCUUCGUCUUCUGCAUCGCCGCCACCCUCUUCAUCUGGAACCGCCGCGCCACCCGCGACAUGCCCGACGUGCAGGAGCUGGUACUGAGUGACGGCGACGAUGCCGGCAGGCAACAGCGCGCGAUUAUGGCGGGGCCGUUGAGCACGCUGACGCCAUCGUUGACGCCGCCGGAGCCUGUUUAUAGGCCGUGUAGUGGUGGUUCGGGGAUGAUGCGGAAGAAGGGGUCCUAUGCGAGUGAUGAUUAUUAUGACUUGGAGGAGAAGGGGCUGGGUGGCUUGCGUGUGGGGCUGCGGCAGGGGAGUGGUCGGGAUUGGGCGGAGGCGCUGGAGGGGGAUGAGGAGGCGGUUUUGCAGGCGGCGGUGGCGAGGGUGGUGAGUGGGAAGUCGUAUUAA
This is a messenger RNA of Lasiodiplodia theobromae, 633 nucleotides long. Its product is annotated as Acid protease. NCBI's taxonomy places the organism in Eukaryota, Fungi, Ascomycota, Dothideomycetes, Botryosphaeriales, Botryosphaeriaceae. The transcript has 2 exons. The record is from RefSeq and is a predicted model, not a curated record. The coding region runs from base 1 to 633 and encodes 210 amino acids.